AUGGCGCAACAGGAGGAAGAGAAGGCUGUAAUUAUAUCAGUUCCCUCUAAAGAACCCACAAAGCAUAAGAAGAAAAAUGACAAGAAGAAAAAGGAGGAAGAAGAACUUUCUGAAGAAACUCAAAAAAUUAAGGAUGAAAUUGAGUUGUUAGCUGAAAGGGUUCGAGACUCGGAUGAUGGCGUUGCUCAGUUAGCGCUCCAGACAUUAAGUUUGCAGCUGAGAGGAGCAACAACCACAAUGACUUCAGUCCCACUCCCACUCAAAUUUCUUCGUCCAUAUUUUGGGGAUAUUGAAUUGCAUUAUGAAUCUCUCCCAGAUGAUAAUUCUAAUAAGACAGCCAUUGCCGACGUUCUUUCUAUUCUAGCAACUGUUGUUCCAAACGACACACGCAAGGCUCUUCAUUAUCGAUUGCGAGGAAGCAAGGAUGGGUUAACGAGUUGGGGGCAAGAGUAUUUGCGCAAUAUCAGCGGAGAAUUAUCAGCAGAGUAUGACGACCGCCAGAAUAAGUUGCUGGAUAAGUUAAUGUCGUCUGAGGAGUUAAAGCCCGAGCUUGAAGUGUCUGUAAGUGUGUUUCUGAAAAGAGAGCUCUAUGGAACAAAUUCUUCUGUUCAGGAUCUCCUCAAUUUAGUUUUCCAAAUCGUUCCUUUCUACAUGAAGCAUCACAAUGAGAUUGAUGCAAUCGAUCUUCUCAGUGAAGUUGAACAAAUAGAAGCAAUUGCGCGCUUUGUUGACGAAAAAAACUACUCGCGCGUAACGCACUAUCUGCUGGCAUUGAGCAACUACGCUGCUUCUGAUGAGGAGUGGACCAGCGUGCUUCAUGUGACCUACAACAUUUUCAUUGCGAUGGUACGAAACUUCCAACUUCUAUUUUUCUCAGAAGAUGUUUUUCAGGAAGAGUAUUGUCAAGCUGUGCGUGUUGGAUUAAAGCUGCGUGAUACUGAGCGUGUUAGAAAAGCAAUUUCCAGCUGCUCUUCUUCGGUUGUAAAGAAACAAAUUGGAUACUUGUUGGCAGCGUACCAGAUCAAUUUGCAAGAGCUGAAUAUCUCUCUCGAAGAAGAACCAGAUUUGCUCACAGCAACGAAUGACUGGCUCUCUGAAAUGUAUAAGCUAUUAGGAAAGGAAUUGGAUGUUUUGGAGCCCAAAACACCAGAGGAUGUUUAUAAAGCACACUUGGAAGAUCGACGUGGCGCGACUGGAUUUUUCUUAGAUUCUGCCAAAAUGAAUCUUGCCUCUACUUAUGUCAACGCAUUCGUUAAUGCUGGUUUUGGGACAGACAAGUUGAUGACAGUCGAUGAUUCAUCCUGGAUUUAUAAAAACCGUGAACAUGGAAUGCUUGCUGCUGCUGCGUCUGUUGGGUCUGUGAUGCUCUGGAAUGUUGAAGAUGGAAUUCAAAGCAUCGAUAAAUUUCGUUGGGCUUCAGAUCCGAUGGUCAAAGCUGGAGCAUUACUGGCAUUUGGACUUGUUUGUAGUUCUACUAAUGUUCCUGGAGAUUAUGCUUUUGGCCUUCUCUCUGACCAAGUGGAGGCGGGAACAGGAGCGGAACGUGAUGCAACAAUUUUGGGUCUUGGAAUUUCUCAUGCAGGAUGGCACAGAGAAGAACUCCUUUCUUUGUCGGUUCCUCUUAUCAUUGACACAUCAAUUCCAAAUGAAACAAGCGCAUUUGCUGCGUUGGGGUUAUCAUUGACGUUUGUUGGAAGCGCUAACGAAAACGCUGCUGAAGCGAUUCUUCAAACGUUGAUGGAGCGUCAAGCGAUGCCUGGAAAUUUGGAUGAGCCGGUUUCUUAUCUGUUUGGAUUGUCUUUGGGACUUUUGUUCUUGGGACGGAAAGACUCAUGUGAGGCAACAUUGGAAGCACUAGAGACCAUCAGUGAACAUCCCACGGGGAAAUACGCAAGUUCGACAGUCAUGGGAUUCGCUUUCGCUGGCUCUGGUGACGUUGCUAAGGUUCAGCAAUUUUUGAAAGCGUGUAUUGAACAAGAUGACGACAAGGAUUCCAAAGAGGAAGCGGAAGAAGAGGGAACUGCAACUGGAUCAGACGCAAAACCUGCCGCGGACUCUGAGGCGAAAGUGUGUCCAAUGCGUGGAAUGCAUCAAGCUUCCGCCGUUCUCUCAAUGGUGCUUGUCGCUUUGGGAGAGCCGUAUGGAACUGAUAUGCAGCUUCGAAUGCUCGAUCAUCUUCUUCAAUAUGGAAACACGUAUAUAAGACGUGCUGUUCCAUUAGGCCUUGCACUGCUGUCAACCUCCAAUCCAAAACCCUCAGUCGUUGAAUCUCUUUCAAAGUUAACACAUGAUACUGAUUCUGAUGUUGGAUUGAACGCGGUCCUUGCAUUAGGAUUUGUUGGAGCUGGCACCAACAACGCGAAAAUUGCGGACUUGCUUCGUCAACUAGCUUCCUCGUAUUACUCCCGCUCCCUUAAUGGCUUGUUUUGCGUUCGCUUGUCCCAAGGACUUCUCUAUAUGGGAAAGGGUCUCAUGACAAUUUCCCCAAUCCUUUCCGACGGAUUUUUGAUAUCUCCUGUUAGCCUUGCCUCUCUUCUUGUUACCCUCCAUUCUUGUCUUUUCCUAAAACAAACGUUUCUCGGACGUUUCCAUUAUUUGCUCUUCGCGCUACUCCCGGCAAUGCGGCCCAGAAUGCUUCUGACUCUAGAUGAGGAGUUACACCCGUUGCCCGUCACAGUUCGAGUUGGCCAAGCUGUCGACACGGCUGGUCAAGCUGGAAAUCCACGUUCAGUUACAGGGUUUCAGACCCACACAACACCUGUGUUGUUGGGGGCAGGAGAAAGAGCUGAAUUAGCCACAAGUGAUUACGUUCCUGUGACGUCUGGCCCGUUGGAAGGUGUUGUGAUUCUGAAGAAGGGAAAAGACACCCAGCGAUAG
Messenger RNA from Condylostylus longicornis, 2877 nucleotides. RefSeq lists its product as uncharacterized. Gene Ontology annotation, molecular function: enzyme regulator activity. Gene Ontology annotation, biological process: regulation of protein catabolic process; proteasome-mediated ubiquitin-dependent protein catabolic process. The coding region runs from base 1 to 2877 and encodes 958 amino acids. Gene Ontology annotation, cellular component: proteasome complex; proteasome storage granule; nucleus. Lineage: Eukaryota; Metazoa; Arthropoda; Insecta; Diptera; Dolichopodidae. The transcript is spliced from 15 exons. The record is from RefSeq and is a predicted model, not a curated record.